Molecule: messenger RNA, 311 nt
Organism: Laetiporus sulphureus 93-53
Lineage: Eukaryota; Fungi; Basidiomycota; Agaricomycetes; Polyporales; Laetiporaceae
Exons: 3
Source: RefSeq, a predicted model, not a curated record
UUUGUCAGCAUCUUGCUUCAUUUCUGGCAAGCGCGCUCCGUGGAAUGAUGCCGCACUACGAUCAAUGGAUCAGAAGAGAGACUAUUCGAGCGAAGGCUGGAGGAUGUUCCGAGUUGCCAAACUGCGAGGCAUCCGCUCAGCCGAACUUAUGUCAAAGACAGACCGGACAAACGCGCAACUUUCGUUCGCCCCCCCUGAACCGCACUCCACCCGUAUUCUCCACCUGCCGCUACGGUAUCGCGCCUCUUUGCUUCCGCCACCUCUCCAGCCUUGCAUCGUACUGUCCCUCCACGUCUUACCCCAGCUUGAGU